AUGCCAAUUCCCUUCCUCGCCAGCGUUCUCAUGGACGGGUGGCCAUCAUGGCUACCCGGGCCGUGGACUCUCACCAAGGCCGGCAGCGCUCUCGGAGCCAUCGCGGUCACGAAGAUCUACGCCAGUGGCGCGACAUGUACGGCUGAACGGAACAUGCACGGUCGCGUUGUCAUGAUCACCGGCGGCACAUCAGGAAUCGGCGCCGCUACGGUCUACGAGCUUGCCAAGCGAGGCGCCCAAAUCAUCCUCCUCACACACCACGAACAUAACGACGCCUUUCUCGUCGACUUCAUCGACGACAUGCGCGAGCGCACCAACAACCAGCUUAUCUACGCUGAACAAGUUGAUCUACGUUCUCUGCAUAGCGUCCGAAAAUUUGCGACAAAAUGGGUUGACAACGCUCCUCCCCGCCGCCUCGACACCAUCGUUCUCUGCGGAUCGACCCUCACACCGCCCGGAAAGUCGAGGACUGAGACACCGGAUGGGGUGGAGAGCACCUGGCAGGUUAAUUUCCUCUCCAACUUCCAUCUGCUGGGCAUCCUCAGUCCCGCGAUCCGCGCCCAACCGUUCGACCGCGACGUGCGCAUCAUUAUCCCGACAUGCUCCGCCUACAUCCGCUCGCCGUCGUUGGAUAAAGCUUUGGAUAAGAAGGACUGGUCCCCCGGCAAGGCAUACGCGCGGAGUAAGAUGGCCAUGAUGGUGUUUGGCAAGGCCUAUCAGAAGCAUCUGGACGCAUACAAGAGGCCCGAUGAGCUUCCGAUGAAUGCGCGCGUCUUUUUGGUGGAUCCUGGAUACUCGAGAACGCCUGGCAUGCGCCGGUGGCUUACUAGAGGCACCGUAUGGGGUCUCAUCGUAUACCUCUUCCUUUACGUCUUUUCCUGGCUUUUCCUCAAGAGCGCAAGGAUGGGCGCGCAGUCUAUCUUGUGGGCGGUUAUGGAAGGCAGUCUCGUUCGCGACAAGGGUGGAAAAGUGGUCAAGGAGUGCAUGGUGGUCGACUGCGCACGGAAGGAUGUGGACGACGAAGCCAUUGCAAAAAAGCUGUGGGAAUCAAGCGAUAAGCUGAUUGAGGAGAAGGAGAAGGAUGCGGCUGCAAAGCGGGCAAGGGCAAAGAAACGAGAAAUGGAGAAGGAGGAGGAUAAGAAGGAACGGGAACGUGUCGAGGAGAUUGAAGCUUUAGUAAACACGAUUAAGAAGGGGAAGCAGAAAGACAAGGAAAAGCCCAAGAGUGGGAAGAAGGCGAAAAAUGGAGAGAAGACUGCCUAGAAGGAAGUCAAAUAGACCAGUAACAGCAUAUAGAUUUCACGUACUCAUAGUGUAGACUGAAGACUAGGUACCAUACAGUAAUGUACGUACAAGAUGCAG
Neurospora tetrasperma FGSC 2508 is the source of this 1362-nucleotide messenger RNA. RefSeq lists its product as uncharacterized. The transcript has a single exon. The record is from RefSeq and is a predicted model, not a curated record. Bases 1 to 1263 code for a protein of 420 amino acids. NCBI's taxonomy places the organism in Eukaryota, Fungi, Ascomycota, Sordariomycetes, Sordariales, Sordariaceae.